AUGGACACCUUCAGCGGCAAGUUACAGCAGAAGGCUCUGCAGCAACCUAAGCAGAAGAAAUCCAAGUCGGCUGAAUUUCUGAUGGGUGAAGACGAGAGAGGCGCUCUGGUGGGCAUAGAAAACCCAGCCUUCGAUGGAGGAGGAAGCACGGAGCUUUCUGCUCCUCCGGUUUGUCUGGGGAGAGAAAUUCGAGGUGACAGGCCAGAUAGCACCCUUGCAGCUCACCAAAAAAAAAUGGAGCUGCAAGCCCCUGCCAAAGAAAGAGGAAAUAAACGUGCCCAAAAUUACUUUGACCCAUCGUCGGCGGAGCAGACAGACCCAAGGCAUCGCAGGACGGCCGGGGUCAGCGGCGAAGAUGAGCUGGAAUUAACAAUAUUGGAUGCUGAUGAAAACAAGCUGUAUCAGAAAAUGGCUGCAUUGCUGGAUGAGGACGAUACCUUCAUAAAUAUACCUGGUACGCAGCUAGCCUCCAGGGAUGAGGAGGUGUUGGAGGUGAAGGCGGGUGAUCCGGUGCUUCAGCGGCGACUGCUGCUCCACGGCGGUGGUGGUGAAGCCUCGGGCUCCAGGCCCUCCCAGACCCGUACCACUGCCAAAGCCCAGGCUGGGGCUGGCGCUGGGCUGGGAGGAGAGGCUGGACUCGAAGCGGGGAGGAUGGUAAUGGGCAGCGAGUGCACCGUAAAAACGAGGACAGCCGAGGAGGUGAUCCCCCACUACGCCCAGCAGCUGAGGGAGCGUGUGCGGCCUGACAUGAUCACGCUUGGCAGCCUUUCACUGCAGCAGCAAGCGGCUCAGAAGGGACCACUGAAGAGGAGUGAGUGGGCAAAGAGAAAGGAAAGACUAAUGGCCUUCUUCGCUGGGAAUGUUAAGGAGCCUCAUUCACAAAGAGACGAGGCAGCGAGAGAAGCACCACAACCCAGGCUGAACACGCUGCUCCAGUGCAGAACUAUUGAAAGCCCGUCACUCAGAGCGCUGGGGGAAGGCCAAGAGGAAGCGAUGGCCAAAUACGGCCCGAUGACAGAGCUCCCAGAAUCCUCCUCUCUGGCGUCACGGCCCCUGUGGCAGGUGAACCAGAGCACGACUCCCCAGCCUGUGGAGGUGUGUGUGUGUUGCCUAAGAGCCACCAGAGACAAGCUACCCAGGGGCCUCUACACUGUCAGCGUGGCCCUUCACAGCCGUCUAGGGGGUCCAGCUCUGGCCUGGUGCAGUAAGAAAGAGCAGCGGCAAUGGGCGGCGUCCACGGAGCCGAUCGAACAUCGGGGCCGCUACUGCGACACCGACCUGCACCUUAACCAGAGCCUGUUCAUGAUCUUACCUGCAGCCUGUCAGGUCGUCCCCUCCAUGGUCCUGGUGUUUCAACUGAUUGCACUACCGGGAGACAGCAGCCACAUCAGCUCUGUGCUGGCUUGGGGGGCAUUUCCUGUUUGCGGACCGAGCCUGGGGCUUGUCCAGGGCAGGUUCAAAACCCCUCUGCUCAGGGGGGAGCCGAACACACAACUGGACCAGUUUAAAAAGAUUGAAGCCGUCAUCUCCUCUGAUCUAGACCACUGGCUGUGCAACCUGUACUUUCAGGUGAAGAGGCUCCCUUCUGGAACAUCUGGGGGACCAGAGCGCUGCAUCACCCUAUCAAUACCCCUGAAUAACCCUCAACCUGAGGUCCAUCAUGACCAACCACGAGGCCAACUGCCUCUCCAGCCCCAGCCUCCAUCGCAGAUCCAGCUCCGUCCUCAGCCCAGUCAUCCCCAGUCCCAGUUUUACCCCCAACAGCAGCCGCACGCGGGCCCCAGCAGCAGGGCAGGAGAGCCCGCUGCAGUGCAUUCUCACCGGGGGUCUCCUCUCCACCUGUCAGCUUAUUCCGCGUGCUCUUCCUCAUCUCUGCCAGGGAAGAAUUCCUCCUCGGGAGCCAUUUCUGGAAACACGGGACAGAAGAGUGAUCCGUGCCGGGAGAAAGCAGAGGGCGGGAUUCACUACAAGAAGAAGCCAAUCAAGAAGACAAAUAGCCGCGGCCCCAGCAUGAGCGGCGGCAGCGCGCCGCCUCGGCAGGCAGGCAAACAGAAGAUGCAGCCUUCGACGGAGAACCUCUCCGCGGAGGAGAUGGAGGAGUAUACGUUCUCCCUACAAUCAGCGCUGACCGGAUCUGCUUCCCGCCCCUCGCGCCUGUCCGAGCGAGCCCGCCUGGCCCUCCGCAUGCUGCCGUCCGAGCUGGGCCUGCCGUUGCCGCGGCAACAACAGCCGCAUAGUAGCUGGCGUGGCUCCGUUCGGCAGCUCGGCCUCAUUAUGCUGCUGCUGGCUUUGAUGUGGUUUGUGAGGCUCUACCUGCAUUACUGCAGCCAGUGGCUCUACCUCCAGGCCAUAGCAGUUCCUGUCAACAAAUUCCAGUUCCACGCGCACACGGUGGACCUCGUGUACCAGAGCUCUCUGCUCCACACCCGGGAGGAGCUGGCGAUGGUGGUGGUGGGUCCCCUGACCUUGAACGCAGCAACGUUCCUGCUGGUUCUGAUCAGAUGGGGCUGUCAACAGAUAUUUGGCUCACUCCCUUCCUUCACGUCAAAGUUUAUCAUGGCUCAGGGAGUGUGGACAGUCCUCGACCCCCUGGCGGUCUUUGCAGUGGACGCCGUCCUCGGGCGUCUCGCCUACAGCCCGGACACACCGGUGGGUGACGCAGCCAAGCUUUACUGGCACUUCUAUCGAGUGGACCAAUCGGGUGUGGCGGGAGUGAUCAUCACUCUCUUCCUGUACGCAGUCAUCUUCCUGCUCUCCAUCACCAUCCUCUCUAUUAACAUACUCAGAUUCCACAAUGACGGUCGCAUGCUGGACGUCUUUCAGCGGCUCACAGCCAGGGAGGGGACGUACUUCCUGCCUCAAGACCUGGAGCUGUCCAAUCAGGAGCUGAGCUACGUCGUCAAGAAGGCGGAGCAGUGGAGAGGCUUCAAUGGGGAGAGGCGCAAGGUGGCAGUCUAUGACUACAUCUGGACAGUGGAGGACUUGUUGGAAGGCUCUGCAGCCCCUAGUGACCUCCCAAGGGAGGGUGCACCCCUACCAGAGCGCGAGACCAGCACCCAUGUGGCAGUCUACACCCUGUACCUGAGUGGGCUGAAACAAAGAUACAGGCACUUCCUCCGACAACCGGAUGGGGCUAUCAUUGAGGUGAUUGGUGACAUGGAAGGGGUGGACAAUGCGACCAGGAUGGCGCCCAGCCCGGGUCAGGGCUCUGCCAAUCAGAGAGAGGGCAAGGAAGGCGCGGUCGCUCCGCACCAGCUGCGGAAACGGAAGAAGCUAUUUGCGCGGUCCCAUCGUGUCGAACCGGUAGGAGGAAGCGGGUGUGGCUCCAGUUUUGCACUGCAAGACCUCAACCAAUGACGUCAAAGCAAAGAAAGAGAAAGUUGGACCCUAAACUAAU
Molecule: messenger RNA, 3397 nt
Organism: Sebastes umbrosus (honeycomb rockfish)
Lineage: Eukaryota; Metazoa; Chordata; Actinopteri; Perciformes; Sebastidae
Gene: ofcc1
Product: orofacial cleft 1 candidate 1
Exons: 23
Coding region: 1-3357 (1118 amino acids)
Cellular component (GO): perinuclear region of cytoplasm
Source: RefSeq, a predicted model, not a curated record